AUGGCGGACAGCAAGUCCGAUAGCAAGUCGGACGUCUCCCUUCGCGCAUCCCUCGAUUCCCUUGUCGACGAACGAAUAUCAAGAUCGCCCAUCUCUGCAGCCUUGGACGCCAAGAGCGACCAGUCUCUGUCCUCUGGUUUGGAACACCCUAACCCUCCCUCCAAGUCGAGACACCCCGAUGUCGAAAAGCUGGAGAGUCCACCUUCGCCGGACGCGGUCUUCGCCAGCAGUCAAGACGAGCACGACCCGUCCAUCGUUGACUGGGAUGGCGACGAGGACCCGGAGAAUCCCAUGAACUGGCCCAUUGGACGCAAAAUAUGGAUGUCCACCGUCGCGGCCGGCACCACCUUCAUCGUAUCCAUUGCCAGCAGCGUCUGGUCUGAGGACGUCGAUGUUACCGCCAAAGAAUUUGGUGUCAGUAGAGAAGUCACGAUUCUGGGCGUGUCGUUAUACGUGCUGGGUUUUGCCUGCGGCCCACUAGUGUUUGGACCCAUCUCUGAGCUGUAUGGACGCUCGCGACCUCUAAUCUUUGGCUUUUUCUGCUUCGCCAUCUUCCAAAUACCAAUCGCGGUCGCAACGAACCUCGAGACCAUCUUCAUCUGCCGCUUCCUCUCCGCCGCUUUUGCCGCAGCUGCGAUCGCUGUCAGUCCUGGCAUCCUUGUCGACAUGUGGGAGCCUUAUGCUCGAGGGAUUGCCAGCCUCGUCUGGUCGCUCACUGUGUUUGCCGGCCCAACCGUUGGUCCUCUGGUGGGUGCAUUUACCGUGGAAAAUCCCAAUCUAGGGUGGAGAUGGACUGCAUGGCUCAUCCUCAUCAUCGCAAUGGCCAUGUGGGUAAUCUGCGUCCCCACCGUCUCAGAGUCCUUCGCUCCCAUUCUCCUCCAACGUCGAGCCGCCCGGCUCCGCCAGGAGACUCGCAACUGGGCUCUGCACUCCAAGCGCGACGAAGACCCCAUCACAUACGGCUACUUAGUGCGCAAAUACGGGCUGAAACCGUUCAAAAUGCUCGUGCAGGAGCCCAUCCUGGCGUGCAUGACGACAUUCAUGUCUCUCGUCUACGCCCUUAUCUACCUCAUGUUCGUCGCCUUCCCCUAUGCCUUCCAGGUCGUGCGCGGUUGGGACUUGGGCAUCGCGGCUCUACCUUUCAUCGGGCUCUUCAUCGGGUACCUUUUGGGAUCCGUGAUAUGUAUAACUGAGAGCACAGUCCGCUUCAGACGGCUCCUACGCCUCAACAACGGCUCCUUUGCACCGGAAGAGCGACUGCCCACCAUGAUUCUGGGCUCUUUUGUUCUGAUCGCCGGUCUGUUUUGGUUUGCUUGGACCUCUUCCAGAAACAUCACGUGGAUCCCGCAAGUCAUCUCCAGCAUCCCCAUCGGCGCCGGCAUCUUCCUCGUUUUCGUGCCUGGUCAGGUAUACCUUAUGGAUGUCUACACCAUUCACGCGGCCUCUGCGCUCGCGGGCAAUGCUUUUGUGCGAGCGGCGCUCGCUUGUGCUUUCCCUCUCAUCGGCGAUCCAAUGUACGAGACCUUGGGGGUGGCAUGGGGAAUGAGUCUGUUAGGCUUUAUUUGCCUGGCCUUGGCACCUUGUCCGAUUGCAUUCUAUCUGUACGGCCAUAAAGUGAGGGCGUGGAGCAAGUACGUCGCAUGACGCACCAGAAGAAUUAGACAGCCAUGAAUGAGA
This is a messenger RNA of Neohortaea acidophila, 1677 nucleotides long. Its product is annotated as MFS multidrug transporter. Gene Ontology annotation, biological process: transmembrane transport. Lineage: Eukaryota; Fungi; Ascomycota; Dothideomycetes; Mycosphaerellales; Teratosphaeriaceae. The transcript is spliced from 3 exons. Gene Ontology annotation, molecular function: transmembrane transporter activity. The record is from RefSeq and is a predicted model, not a curated record. Bases 1 to 1644 code for a protein of 547 amino acids.